AUGCGAGGUUGGUGUGGGCCCUGCAAGCUGUUGGCGCCGAUUCUUCAGCGUAUCGUUGCCGAUAACAAGAAAGUUACCCUUGUUAAGAUAAAUACGGAUGAUAAUCAAGAUUUGGCCGAAAGAUAUAGGAUUACUGGACUUCCAACGGUAUAUUCAUUUCACAAGGGAAAACCUGUGGAUCAUUUCAUUGGCGUAAAAUCCGAAGGUGCAGUUAAGGAAUUCGUAGAAAAGGCAGCUGCUUCAAUUGAUAAACAUGGUUUAAAACACAAACGAAGUGAUUCAAACGGUGUUAGAAAGAAAGUACCCUUGUUAGCUAGACAAGCACCAGCUCAUACUCAUACUGCAGAGGCUUCUAAA
Cetraspora pellucida is the source of this 357-nucleotide messenger RNA. The record is from the annotation of a GenBank genome assembly. Lineage: Eukaryota; Fungi; Glomeromycota; Glomeromycetes; Diversisporales; Gigasporaceae.